AUGCCCACCAUUGAAGAUGAGCUUGAUAGAAGGUCAUUACUCUACAGCCUUUUGAUGCCUGUGAUGAACCAGUUUGUCCCCGGUUUAGAUAAAGGCAAAGGGAUGUAUUUCUUGUUUAUCAAAUCAGAAGCCAAGACUCCAGGUGGGCUUGUAGCCCGACCCGUUUUAACUAGUUACUACAAAAGUUCCCAUUUCAAACAAAGACCUUACGACCCUUACACAAACUACACCAGCCCUAAUGAAACCAUUCUUUGCUCUGAUUCCUACCAAAGCAUGUAUUCCCAGAUGCUUUGUGGACUUUGUCUUCACAACGAAGUUCUUCGGGUCGGGGCAGUUUUUGCUUCCGGGUUCAUCCGGGCAAUAAGAUUCUUGGAAAAAAAUUGGACCUUUUUGUGUCAUGAUAUCAAAACUGGAACCUUGAACCCCACCAUUACUGACCCUUCCGUUCGUGAAGCUGUGAUGAGGGGUCUUGAAACCCGACCCCAAAUUAUCAGACUUUAUCGAGUUUGA
Lactuca virosa is the source of this 510-nucleotide messenger RNA. The record is from the annotation of a GenBank genome assembly. Lineage: Eukaryota; Viridiplantae; Streptophyta; Magnoliopsida; Asterales; Asteraceae.